Vigna unguiculata (cowpea) is the source of this 975-nucleotide messenger RNA. RefSeq names its product blue copper protein-like. Gene Ontology annotation, cellular component: plasma membrane. The record is from RefSeq and is a predicted model, not a curated record. Gene Ontology annotation, molecular function: electron transfer activity. NCBI's taxonomy places the organism in Eukaryota, Viridiplantae, Streptophyta, Magnoliopsida, Fabales, Fabaceae.
AUGGCGAGAAGCUUGUUUCUCAUGCUAUUUGCAGUAGCCACCUUGCUUCAUGGCUCCAUGGCACAGACCCGACACGUGGUGGGUGAUUCCGCCGGCUGGACCAUCCCUUAUGGGGGUGCUGCAACCUACACCGCCUGGGCUUCCGACAAAACCUUCGUCGUAGGUGAUACUCUCGUGUUUAACUUCACAAACGGCCAUCACGACGUAGCCAAGGUGACGAAAUCAGUUUAUGACGCAUGCAACGGUGCGAGCACCCUUUUCACCCUUACCUCCGGUCCAGCGACCGUGGCGCUGAACGAGACAGGGGAACAAUAUUACAUUUGCACCUUCGGAUCACAUUGUUCCCUUGGUCAGAAAUUGACAAUUAACGUUGUUAACAGACCCAGUAGGAGUGGUUCUCCACCAAGGGCUAGCCCUGUCCCCACACCAACACAAGCACCAAGCACUGUGCCAGCCCCUCCUCCAGGUCCAUCAACUGGACCAGUUACUUUCAUUGUUCGAGAGAGCUUAGGCUGGAUCGUUCCUACUAACGGUGCUGCAACUUACGCAUCUUGGGCAUCUGACAAGACCUUCAGGGUUGGAGACAUACUAGUGUUCAACUACCGAUCUAACAGACACAACGUAGAGGAAGUGACGAAGGAGAAUUUUGAUUCUUGCAACUCAACCUCUCCUCUUGCCACUUACACCACUCCACCUGCGAGAGUGACCCUCAACAAAUCUGGUGCUCACUACUUCAUCUGUGGAGCUCCAGGGCACUGUCAAGGAGGCCAAAAACUCGCCAUCAAUGUCACCGGAAAUAGUAGCAGUGCCACCACCGCCAGCUCUCCUUCCCCCUCUCUCACCACCAAUCCUUCUACCCCUUCUCCCGCAAGCUCUCUCGUCGUCCCUCUGCCACAGAACUCUGAAGCUGCAUCUAUCGAACUUGCUGGAGUUUCUGCUACCCUUCUUUCACUUGUCGCGGCUUUCUUCUAUUAG